This is a messenger RNA of Malaclemys terrapin pileata, 1302 nucleotides long. RefSeq names its product transmembrane protein 65 (gene TMEM65). Bases 429 to 1271 code for a protein of 280 amino acids. Gene Ontology annotation, biological process: cardiac ventricle development; regulation of cardiac conduction. NCBI's taxonomy places the organism in Eukaryota, Metazoa, Chordata, Testudines, Emydidae. The transcript has 8 exons. The record is from RefSeq and is a predicted model, not a curated record. Gene Ontology annotation, cellular component: mitochondrion.
GCGCCUGCGCGGAGCCGCCCCCUCGGCUGUCCGCGGGCGCCGCCGGUGUUUGCCGCGUCUGUGCGGAGCGGCUGGGGUGUUCCCUUCGCAGCCGGCCCGGGGGCCGUAGGCUAGUGCCGCUGCCAGGAGCCUCCAUGGGGCGGCGCAGGGAGCCGUGACUGACUCGCCCUUCCCCGGCCCGGAGCCCAGCCGCAGGAGGCGGCUGCAGAGAGAGGCGGAGAGGACCCCCCGCUCCCCGGCCGGCCGGCAGCCCAUGAGCAGCGCGUCCCGCUCCCUAGUUUCGGUCACCGGCGCAGGAAGGAGCGGAGCUCGGCCGCGGCUGCUCGUUUCCCGGCUCCCGGGCUCUGCCCUGGAUGGUGCCCGGCCCUGCCGCGCUUGGGGCUCCCGGACGGGGAUUGUAGCUCCCUAGCGCCGCUCCCUGCCUGCUGAUGUCGGCGUGGCUGAGCCGGGCGGCGCUGCUGCUGGGGCGGCCGGGGGGCCCCGCCGCCACCCCCUUCUGCCUGGGCUCCUUACGGGCCCCUCGCUGCUGCCGCCGCCUGGCCACCCUGCGCGGCGGGUCCGAGGGGCUGCGCCUUCCCCCGGCUUCGUCCUCCCCGGCCUCGGGGCUGGCGCCGCCCGGCCGCCCGCGGGCGCUGGGCACCCACCCCAAGAAGGAGCCGAUUGAGGCGCUGAACACGGCGCAAGGCGCCCGCGACUUCAUCUACAGCCUGCACUCCACCGAGCGGAGCUGCCUGCUGCGGGAGCUGCACCGCUUCGAGUCCAUCGCCAUCGCGCAAGCAUCCAGAUACCCAAAACCACUGGUACCCUUUGAGAAGGCAACGAAGCGGGUAACAUCACCAGAGUCAACCAGUACUUCUGAGAAGUUGGAAGUUGCACCACCAUCCCCAGGACAGCUGAAACAUGUGUUCUUCCACAAUGCAAUACCUUUUGUAGGGUUUGGAUUCUUGGAUAAUGCAAUUAUGAUUGCUGCGGGAACCCAAAUAGAAUUAUCGAUUGGAGUUGUCCUGGGAAUAACAACUAUGGCAGCUGCGGCUUUGGGAAAUCUUGUUUCAGAUUUAGCUGGACUUGGUCUUGCAGGCUAUGUUGAAGCUCUGGCUUCGAGAAUGGGCCUGUCAAUUCCUGAUCUGACACCCAAGCAAGCAGAUAUGUGGCAAACACGUCUCAGUGCACACCUGGGUAAAGCUAUUGGAGUGACCAUUGGCUGCCUUUUAGGAAUGUUUCCUUUGUUCUUCUUUGGAGAUGAAGAAAAAAAACUGGAAGAGAAAAAUUAACCUUUUUACAAUACAAAUAAAAAUGUAAACU